AUGUCGAAUUUCUCGGCGGCGCUGCGACUAACGGACUUGAACGACUUUAUCGCACCGUCGCAGGCAUGCGUCGUCACCGCGCAGGGGCAGCGCGUGGGUGGGGGAGAGGUGAGACGGGAGGGGCGAAGGAGCGGGCUUGCUGAUGGAUCGAUGGAUUCGUGGAUGCAUCAGCGCAGGGGUGCAUCAUGUAUCCACGUCUUAUCCCCCUCUCUCGUCCCGUUCGUCACCUUCUCCCGUCCUUCUCACGUCUUUCUCCCUCCCCCUCUCCCCCCCCCGGACCCCCUAUGCGCGGGCGCGCUGCAGGGUGUGGGCGCAGCGGGGGAGGUUCAGAUGCGGGGAACGGGCGGAGGGGGAUUCGAGCAGACGAGGCAAGGGCGCGAGGGCGAGGCAGUGAAGGUCACUCUGCAUGACUGCCUCGCGUGCAGGUGUGUGGCGCCGCUGCUGCUUGUAGCUUCACGUGGGUGCGUGACGACGGCGGAGACGGUGAUGCUGGAGCAGCAGAGCGCGCACCACAUGCUGCACCACCUGCCGCACCCAGGCGCCCACGUGGACAGCGCAGGGCAGACAGGGCAGGGGGGGGACGGGGGGCAGGGGGGUGAGGGGCGCAAGGUGGUGGUGGUGUCGCUGUCACCGCAGUCACGAGCAGCGCUGGCGGCCCACUAUAAGAUCACUCCCCUGCAGGCCUUCCGCAAGCUGACAUUGUUCCUGCACUCACUGGGCGUGGCGGCGGUGUUUGACACGAGUGCCUCGAGGGACGUGGCGCUCAUCGAGGCCUGCCAUGAGUUCGUCUGCGCCUUCCGCCGCCACGCUACUGCCCAUGCCACCACCGCCCUUGCCUCUGCCCCUGCGGGCACCAUGAACGGGUCUGUCAGUGGCCAGGCUGCUAUGCCGCAUGCCUCCUCCGAUCACCGUGCAGCUGCAGGAGCAACACCAUCAACACCAUCAGACAUGGUACCAACUGCAGGUUCAGCAGCAGCAACAGAAGCAGCAGCAGCAGCAGCAGCACGAGAGAGCAGUGCGGAGGCAGCACAAAAGUCUGGCCAGUCCGCCCCUCCCAAUGCCACACCGCCACCCAUCCCCACUGACUCGCUGCCACACCUGCCUGUGCUCGCCUCUGCUUGCCCUGGGUGGGUGUGCUACGCGGAGAAGGCCCACGGGGAGUACAUACUGCCACACAUGAGCCGUGUGAAGAGUGCCCAGCAGACCAUGGGCGCGCUGCUCAAACGCUUCUACGCCUCCAGGCUCAACACCUCUCCAGAGCAGCUGUACCACGUGGCAGUGAUGCCCUGCUAUGACAAGAAGCUCGAAGCCGCCAGGGACGACUUCCUGCUGCCCCGGGGGGCGCAGGGGGGCACACAAGAUGGGGGGGAGAAUUCUGAAGAUGCACAAGGAGACGGGGAGCGGUUCACAGAGGUGGACUGUGUGCUGACGUCAGGGGAGAUCUUCGCUCUACUGCAGGAGCAAGGAGUGGACUUCAUGGCUCUGGAGGAGCGCCCUCUCGACUCCAUGCUGACCAACGCGGACGCCAGCGGCCACCUCUACGGAGUAGCAGGCGGGUCAGGCGGGUACGCGGAGGCCGUGCUGCGCUACGCAGCGCUGGAGCUGUUUGGUGUGCACGUGCCCCCGGGCCCGCUGGAGUGGCAGCAGGUGCGCAACGCGGACAUGCGCGAGUGCAGCGUGGCGGUGGACGGGCAGCACGUGCUGAGAGUGGCGUGUGCGUACGGCUUCCGCAACAUUCAGAACGUGCUGCGCCGCGCCAAGCAGGGCCGCUGCCCGUACCACUACGUGGAGGUCAUGGCCUGCCCGGGAGGGUGUCUGAAUGGAGGGGGCCAGCGUCCACCGGAGCAGCGCAAGGCACAGCCAACGAGGAGCUACCUGCAGGACCUGGAGGCGCACUACCUGGCUCAGGUGGAAACGCGCAGCCCGUUUGCCAAUCCGCUAGCCCAGCAGAUCUACUCACAGUUCUUGGGCUCGCCCCUCUCCCCUUCCGCGCAAGCUGUGCUGCACACCUCUUUCCAUGCCCGCCCCAAAACGCUUGCUCUCUCUGCACCUACUCUUGCUGCUAGCUGGUAG
Molecule: messenger RNA, 2073 nt
Organism: Closterium sp. Naga37s-1
Lineage: Eukaryota; Viridiplantae; Streptophyta; Zygnematophyceae; Desmidiales; Closteriaceae
Source: the annotation of a GenBank genome assembly